AUGGGGAAGGGGAGGGAGAGGCAUUUAAGCCGUACUUUUGGUUUCUUUGACACUUUGGGCCUAAAAGGGCCCAAACCUGUGGUCAUAUUCGGUAAUCUAUUAGACCUGUUAUUUGUGUCAAAGCCUGACCUCGAAGUGCAGCGAACAAAACAAUUUGGCAAAAUCUAUGGAAUAUUUGAGGGUAGCAAACCUUUAGUGCAAGUGUCGGAACCCGAUAUCAUCAAACAGAUCCUGGUGAAAGAUUUUCGUGUGUUUAACACCAAACCGCGCAUCACAAACGUGGGCCACCCCGUCAUCGAGAGUAUGCUCAUUACAACGCGUGGCGACACCUGGCGGAGGGCGCGAACAGCCGUCAGCCAUGGGUUCACCGUAGCGCGCAUGCGCAAACAGUACGUGCCUGUGCGUCAGUGCGUAAGCGAAUACCUGUUGCCCGUGUUGUACACUCACGCGGACUCACGCGCGCCGUGUGACCUGAAACGGGUGUACAGUUGUUUUGCGUUGUCGUGCAUAACGCGGUGCGCGUUCGGCGUUCCAACCGAUCCCUAUAACAAACCCCAACACCCGUUUGUGGCCAACGCGUGGCCAGUGUUUCGCCUCCCGGUGUGGAAAUUGUUUGCCCUACAAGUGCUGCCGCCCUAUGCGUUGCGCUUAUUUAAUAUCAGCUCGUUUUUUGACGAGACGUGUAUCGCGAAUAUUGCGCGUACUAUACGUCAGAUUAUACGCGCGAAAGCGAGUGUCGGCGAUAAUGGCGUCGAUUUUAUUAGCGCUGUUAUGCACUCGAAGCCCGAUGUUUAUGAUGAUCAAGAUGAGAACAGUCUAGUGAUGGCGGCCAAGACUGACGGCGCAAACGUUGUGAAAAAGCCGCUGACAGAAGACGAGAUGGUCGCCCAGGGGUUCAAUCUAUACACCGCUGGGUUCGACCAAAUGGCGAAUCUAUUAGCGUUUGUAUCGUACGAAUUGGCGCUCAAA
Molecule: messenger RNA, 969 nt
Organism: Medioppia subpectinata
Lineage: Eukaryota; Metazoa; Arthropoda; Arachnida; Sarcoptiformes; Oppiidae
Source: the annotation of a GenBank genome assembly